AUGGCGCUCACGGCUGUAAAAGAAGAAGAAGAUGAGGGCAUGCUGUUGGAGCGCAAUGACGAGAGUGAGGCCUUGAACGUCCUCGGCGAAGCGACUCCAGUCCCUCCGGGUGUUGUGCUGGACAAGCUGUCCGCAGUGCUCUCGACUGGUCGAGCUCGUCUGAGAUUUGUUUCUGGACGAAGCUGGGGGGUCAAUGGUGUUGUGUUCAACACCUGGACCUCAUUCAGAUGCGAUCCUGAUGGUUCAUGUCGCCUGGUGGACGCUGCCGACUGGCGCACAGGAAGUCGCGCGGAUUGGGCGGCAUCUGAGUUACAGCAGCUUGAAGAUCUCCGCGAAAAGGCCCACGGCCUUCCGUGCGCGGCGUCAUCGCAGCCAUCAGUUCUGAGGCCUCGACAUUGCCGUCGGACAGUCUUUCAGUUUCACCGCGAGUGUUUCAAGAAGAAGCGCGCCGCAGCGAAACCCAAGGCCCACAGCGAGAUGACGAUUGCGGCCUUCCUGGCAAUCGUGAAGGAGCGGUUGACAGCGGAAGGCCAAUUACCGUUGUAUGUGAAGCUGCUCACCACCGUGAAGAAUGGGGCUGGCAGAACUGAGAUGGCCAAGCUCUUAGCAGGAUAUCCCGACUUGGUCACCAAGAUUCCCAUGCCAAAGGCCGUGGCGAAGCCGGCAUCGCAAAAACCGCAAGCUGCCAAGGAGGUGCAAGUCCAGCAAAAGCAGCAGGUCGUGCCUUCCAAGCCGGCUGAAACUGCAGCCAGGCCGAAAACAUGUGACGUGGAUGCAGAAGUUCUGGCAGCCUUUCGCGGGCUCGCGACUACUGCGGGGCUCGUCCGCCUCACUCUGCGCCGUGCAAGACCCACUCAGCGCCUGCGCUUGUUACGCUAUUUGGAAACCUUCGCUCAAGGCCAGGUGCAAGCCAAGCGGCAGGUGAUUUUUUGCCAACGCUCUUCGGCUGACUUCAGCGACGUUGUUGAGGCAAUGACGGCAAGACUGCCACAUCCCGGUUCCGACUCGCUGACGGAGCGCCUGGCGCACAUUUGCGCAGUAAAAGACUUCUUCACAACGUUUGAGCAUGACGAUCGUGAAGCCAAUGAUGCGGUCUCAGAGCAAGAGCCCAACAUCCUUGCAGCCCGAGCUUGGAACGAGGGCCGACUGCAGCUGGCAAUGGAGGUGGGAAUCCAGCCCCUUUUCGUAGAUGACCCUGGCGUACGUCUGGCAGAGAGUGGCUACGUGAGGCGAGCCAAAGCCUUGGGCUAUGCCGUAAGCUUCGAUGAUCUACACUGA
Messenger RNA from Symbiodinium pilosum, 1278 nucleotides. NCBI's taxonomy places the organism in Eukaryota, Dinophyceae, Suessiales, Symbiodiniaceae. The record is from the annotation of a GenBank genome assembly.